Saxophila tyrrhenica is the source of this 633-nucleotide messenger RNA. RefSeq lists its product as uncharacterized. The record is from RefSeq and is a predicted model, not a curated record. The coding region runs from base 1 to 633 and encodes 210 amino acids. Lineage: Eukaryota; Fungi; Ascomycota; Dothideomycetes; Mycosphaerellales; Extremaceae. The transcript has 2 exons. Gene Ontology annotation, molecular function: FAD binding; oxidoreductase activity.
AUGGAGCAACCAACGGCGAGACAACCUUUCCUGGAGCGGACUAUCUACCAGACGGGGAGUCAGCCUUCCGACAUUGUCGUCAAAACCUACUUCCCAACUGCCUCCGUACCAGGCGGCGCAAUGAGCAACAUCCUCGACUGCAUCCCCAUCGGCGAACAAGUCGAUUUCCAGGGCCCCACAGGCCGGAUCGUCUAUCAAGGCCAAGGCAAUUUCGAGAUCGAGGGCAAGCAGAACACGUUCCGCAAGAUCUCGCUUGUGCUGGGUGGCAGUGGCAUCACUCCAGGCUAUGCGUUGAUAGCGCGAGUAGUGGCGACUGCGGACGAGGAUGUGGAGGUGCGGGUGGUGGAUUCUAAUAAGACGGAGAAGGAUGUUCUGCUUCGUGAGCAGCUUGAUCAUUUUGAGAGGACGAGUGGGGGAAGGGUGAGGAUUGCGCAUGUUCUCAGCCAUCCGAAAGAGUCGUGGGGAGGUUUUAGAGGCCAUGUGGAAGGGAGGAUUAUCAAGGAGAGCUUGUUCCCGCCUGAAAAUGACAGCGUCGCUUUCUUGUGUGGUCCUCCGGGGAUGAUUCAAAAGGCUGCUUUACCUGCGUUGAGAGAAUGGGGCUAUGUGGAAGAUGAGAAUCUAUUCGGCUUCUGA